GGGGGCGGGGCGUAGUGACGUAUGCGGAAGGGCACGUCAUUCCCGCCUGUGUGUGCAGAGCAGCAGAGGCUGCAAGAGAGGAGGCAGAGGAAGGUGCUUGGAAGGCAGGUGUGCAUGUGAGCAGAAAGGGCAAUGUCAUGGAUAAGAGAAGGAGAACUGUCCCUCUUGGAGAAAUUCUGUGCCAGUGUCUUAAAGGCAGGGCCAAUGCCAAAACACAUUGCGUUCAUCAUGGAUGGCAACCGCCGCUAUGCCCAGAAGCAUAAAGUGAAGAAACUGGAAGGACAUUCACAGGGAUUUGCAAAACUUGCACAGACACUGCAGUGGUGCCUGAGUCUGGGUAUUCGGGAAGUCACAGUUUAUGCCUUUAGUAUUGAGAAUUUCAAGAGAUCCCAAGAAGAAGUAGAUGGCCUGAUGCAACUGGCAAGACAAAAGUUUGCUCGUCUUCUAGAAGAACAGGAGAACUUGGAGAAACAUGGAGUGUGCGUUCGAAUCCUUGGGGAUCUGCCCCUCCUGCCGCAAGAUAUUCAGGAACUAAUUGCCAAGGUUGUGCUGGCCACAAAACACUACAACACGUGUUUCUUGAACAUUGCCUUUGCAUAUACAUCGAGACAAGAAAUCAGCAAUGCAGUGAAAGAGCUGGCUUGGGGUGUUGAGGAAGGGCUGCUUCAACCCAGUGAUGUGUCAGAAUCAUUAAUAGAUAAAUGCCUUUAUAGCUCCAAAUCUCCGCACCCUGACAUACUGAUCAGAACCUCCGGAGAGGUCCGGCUUAGUGAUUUCAUGCUCUGGCAGACAUCUCAUUCUUGCCUAGUGUUCCAACCUGUGUUGUGGCCAGACUACUCCUUCUGGAAUUUAUGGGAAGCUAUCCUUCGGUUCCAGAUGAAUUAUAAUACUUUACAGAAAGCCAGGGAUUUAUACGUGGAAGAAAGGAAGUGGCAGCAGAUGGAAAAUGACAAGGCCUGCAUCUUGGAGAAGCUGAAAGAGGAAGGAUCUGCAUCCUGUGCAGAUGCUCAGAGACGGCGGACACUCCUGCAAGAAUUAAGGGCUAAACGGGAAGAGCGGGUCCAAGGAUUUCUGGAGGCCCUGGAGAACAAAAGAAUGGACUUCCUUGAAAAACUGACUAUGGUAUCAGCAUGACAAGAAGAGUUCCUAGGGUCUGAAAUAGGUGCAUAAAGGUGAUGGGGAGGAAAAACAUGAGCCGAGUUACAUAGUCCAGCUGCAACACAGAGGGGUUCAUUUAAAUGAUGGAAACAUAGGUUUGUGUGUAUGUGCUCUUUAUAGACAUAUACAAGACUUUACCUGAGAUUGGGUGAAACUAUGGUCCUCAAGAUGUUACUGGACUACAACUCCUGUCAUCCUUGAGCACUGGCCAUACUGGUUGGGGCUGAUGAGAGUUGCAGUACAAUGACUUGGGGCCAGAGGUUGCUCACUCCUCAUUUAGCUCCUUGAGGCUUCCGAUUAUUAUCAGUGCAAGGUUGGGAAUAUAGUGUCUGAAAUAGAUUUGUUUUCUCACUCAGAUAUGGUUUAAAGAUAGCAAAACAAAAUAUAUUUUGUUGUGGAUUCGGUUACUAAAGGUGCACCAUUGUUGGUACAUAUAUGGGAAGAUUUGUUUAUGCAAUAGGGAUUUUAUUCUGUUUUCCCAAAUGCCAGCACUUCUGUGCUGCAAAUCAAAAGGCAACAGAGUCCAAAAUGUCCAUUCUAGUGUUUAAGUCUUUAUCUGUCUAGUCAAAAGGUGUAAUAUCCUUCACACUAGCUUUUGAAGCUCAUGGGAUUCUUUAUUAGCCAAGGAAACCAGUGAGCCUUGAAAACUAGCAUGAUGAAUUUUGCACCUUCUGUUUGAGCUGAUAAAGAUAUCAACAUGAUGUGUAUUUUGGACCCCCCCCCCCCCCCGACUAACACAACUACUGCUAAGAAAGUUUCAGUAUCUUAUAAAAGUUGUGUGCAAUGAGCUACCAAAAUAUUGUCGUGGGUAAAGUUUAUAAGAUAACCUUGUUUCCGCACAAAUAAAUAUGUGCCUAGAAUGAGGUCGCGGUUGUUUCAGUUUCCAGAUGCGAGACUGUUGUCUUGUAAUUUUUCAUCCCUCCUUCUCCAUACGAACUGACAGAAACACCCCAGUCUGGAGGAGAAGGGUACCCGUGAAACUCAACAAAAGUAUCAUUUCAUGCUUUUGAAGAGUAUUCCUCUUAUUUACCUCGAAAGAUUUGGGCAUAUGGCCUGGGCUCAAUACAUAGUUUUCAAAGAGAACCUAAUGCAGCAUUCUCUGUUGUUGUUUGAAAGGUGGUUGUUCUAAUUUUGGAUAUCAUUACAAACUGUUCCCCUUUUUUAGAAGAAAGAAAAUUCAGUAUAGAUUCAACUGUGAAGAUUAAAUCAUCAGGCUAUGAAUAAAGUGCUUUUGUGACAGACAUCUUUUUAAAAAAACAAACUAAUGAUUAUUAAAAGUUACUACAGUCGGCCCUCCUUAUCCAAGGAU
Messenger RNA from Sceloporus undulatus (fence lizard), 2467 nucleotides. RefSeq names its product dehydrodolichyl diphosphate synthase subunit (gene DHDDS). Gene Ontology annotation, cellular component: endoplasmic reticulum; dehydrodolichyl diphosphate synthase complex. The record is from RefSeq and is a predicted model, not a curated record. Lineage: Eukaryota; Metazoa; Chordata; Lepidosauria; Squamata; Phrynosomatidae. Gene Ontology annotation, biological process: polyprenol biosynthetic process. Gene Ontology annotation, molecular function: ditrans,polycis-polyprenyl diphosphate synthase [(2E,6E)-farnesyl diphosphate specific] activity. The transcript is spliced from 9 exons. Bases 133 to 1134 code for a protein of 333 amino acids.